Messenger RNA from Symbiodinium sp. CCMP2456, 927 nucleotides. The record is from the annotation of a GenBank genome assembly. Lineage: Eukaryota; Dinophyceae; Suessiales; Symbiodiniaceae.
AUGCUGCCCAGGUCUCGUCUUUGGUGCGUUUUCGAGCUGGCAGCAUACAAGAAGGUCAAUCCGUGUGGCAUGAUCAGUUUCCGGCCGCUCUUCGUCGAAAGGAUCCUGGUCAUACUGCUGCUCUCUGGUGCAAGCUUUGGCCUCUGCUUCGUGUUGGUAAGGUCUGGUAGCGGAGGGGCCUCCAUGGCCUAUGUUGGCUAUGCGCUCUUCGUCAUUCCGUACAGCAUUGCUGCAGUUCUCCUAAGGAGAAAUUUCCGGGAGAAGCACAUGCUGCGACAGGAGUUGGAGACUUUUGACCUUAGCAAGGUCUCUUGCGCAAAGGAGUUCGACCGAAAGUUCAUUCUUGCCGCGAUCGAGAAGUGGUACGGGAGCCAGGAGGCCUUUACUGAGUUUGUGCAGACCGAGCUGCGACAGCAGCUGGAGCCGCUGCUGGCCACCAGUCGCUUCCCCACGCCAUAUCUCCUGCUGGUUUUCGCCUCCUUGAUCACCGCUAGCCUCGAAUUCUUUCUAGCUUUGUGGAAAGGCGGUGCUCCACCCGCCUGUUUGGUGUCCUUUGCCGUCGGGAUCCUCGUGGGUGUGGACAUCUUCUUGGUUGGCGCCUUGAUCGUUUUGUUCUCACACCUCUGCGAUCGUCUGGCACCUCAGCGCUUCGGCAGAUUGGAUCAUCUGCAGACCGCCGUGCUCAUGCUGCCUCUCACGGUGGUCUUCGGCAUUGGAAGUUCCAUGGGGACUGUUGCCUACAGCUCCAGCCUGGAACAUGGCUUUCUCUUUGCAUUAGCAUGCUUAUUGCUUGGUUGCUUCAUCUGGUGGCUAGAUGGAGCCGCGAGCUCUUGUGUCUGCUGCUCACAGCCAUCACCAGAGCACGAGGUUGCACCAUCUCAUCAGACUGCUUGCAGUCCGAUUCCAGAAGUGACCGAGAAUCCGUGA